AUGUUUUCAUUAUUUUAUGGACUUUGGCAGUACAUGUUCAGCAAGUUAGAACUUCAUGUACUCAUUUUAGGGAUUGACAAGGCUGGCAAAACGACUUUGCUUGAGAAGAUGAAGUCAGUGUACACGAAUGUAGAAGGUCUUCCUCCAGAUCGAAUUGUUCCAACUGUGGGAUUGAACAUUGGUCGUAUUGAAGUGGCAAAUAGAAAGCUUGUGUUCUGGGACCUAGGAGGCCAGCUUGGUCUUCGCUCAAUCUGGGAGAAAUAUUAUGAAGAGGCACACGCCGUAGUAUUUGUUGUAGAUGCAUCAUGUCCCUCACGAUUUGAAGAUUCAAAGUCUGCACUUGAAAAGGUACUUCGACAUGAGGAUCUCAAAGGAGCCCCUCUUUUGAUUUUAGCAAACAAGCAAGAUCUUCCUGAAGCAGUAUCAUCUGAAGAACUUGCUCGGUAUCUAGAUUUAAAGAAGCUGGAUGAAAGAGUUUACAUGUUUGAAGCUGUGUCAGCAUAUGAUGGGCUGGGGAUCAGGGAAAGUGCAGAAUGGCUAGUGGAAGUGAUGGAGAGAAGCAAGAGGACUGAAAUGUUGAGAUUGCGGGCAGGUGCAAUGGGUCCAGGUUCUGCCUAG
This is a messenger RNA of Lathyrus sativus (Indian pea), 618 nucleotides long. Lineage: Eukaryota; Viridiplantae; Streptophyta; Magnoliopsida; Fabales; Fabaceae. The record is from the annotation of a GenBank genome assembly.